CUCUUUCGCUGGCCACAUUAUGGAAAGUUCAUUAUGGAAGAAAUGUUGAUAAUUAAAGUUUACAACUGCAGUAAGGUGUUCAGUAACAGAUUACUUGGCACCUUAGUUAUCAGCCUUCAGCAGUUGGUAAUGUCUGGACGACUGAACAUCAGAGAGGCUCUUGUUGACAAAAACCACAGCAUUACUAGGAUAUAUAUUGAAUUGGAUUUGAGAUAUCAACCUCCGGAUGGUGCUGCAGGGACAUGGGUUGAGGAAGAUUUUAUCUACCAGAUGAAAGACAGUUCUGAGGUUAUAAUUCGCAAUGCAGGAUUUGAAGAAUUAGAGUAAGUAGCAUAUUCUACAUACAUGCUACUAGCCUGAUACAGUAUAUUAUUGCUGUAACAAGUAUAUGAAAAUGUUUACAGCUCAUGUGAUGGUGCAAUAUUC
Molecule: messenger RNA, 426 nt
Organism: Thamnophis sirtalis
Lineage: Eukaryota; Metazoa; Chordata; Lepidosauria; Squamata; Natricidae
Source: RefSeq, a predicted model, not a curated record